Molecule: messenger RNA, 1473 nt
Organism: Xylaria bambusicola
Lineage: Eukaryota; Fungi; Ascomycota; Sordariomycetes; Xylariales; Xylariaceae
Exons: 4
Coding region: 1-1473 (490 amino acids)
Biological process (GO): ubiquitin-dependent protein catabolic process
Cellular component (GO): cytoplasm
Molecular function (GO): ubiquitin protein ligase activity
Source: RefSeq, a predicted model, not a curated record
AUGGGAUUGUUGUUCAGCAAUCCCACACGGUCCAACGGGCAUACAGUCCCUAGCACCAUCAUUAGAAACAUCACUGCGCUCUCGAGUCAGUUGGCAUAUUCAGAGACCAUUCUAGGCAACAUCACCACACUCUCCACCAAUGCUGUCCCAACAACACAAGGGACUAUCCAAGGUCUAGUUUAUGUGCCAGAUCUUCUCUCUCACGAUGUAUGCUUUGAAUUAUCAAAGCAAUACGUCCCAGAAAAUGCCACAAGGCAAGCCGACCUUCCACCCACCGACUACAUCCUUAUCGCCCUAGUACCAUGGAUCACUUCAAGUUGCACCAAAUCGUUCAUGAAGGCCGCAUCUAUGGACCCUCUGCACGCCAUGCUUGUGUACCGCCCGGAUGAUGAGGAUGGCCAACCACCUGAUGCUGAUUCAGAUAUGUGGUAUAUAGAUGGUGCAAUGAACUGGAAGCAGUCAAAUCAUUUUCCUGUCUAUGCUAUGUCUAGCAGUUCAGGACAACGCAUGAUGCAGCAGUUAAAUCUGUAUUCCGGAAGUCUCUCGGAGGUUCCUUUUGCCGCUCAGAUCAAUGAGACAUAUUCACCAAAUCCUGCAGAUUAUGUGCGGAUUUGGACGCAGCUGACUGUGGCCCCCGAACGUUCACUGCUGGCUAUUUGGGCCUUGGUAUUGAUCAUUCUUGGCGUUAUCGUCACUGUUAUUGGUGGGACCUCAUUUCUCAUGCACUAUGUUCAGAGUCGCCGAAGGUCUUCUCUUCGCCGUCGUGUCAUGGAUGGCGAAGUAAACCUUGAAGCUUUGGGCAUCAAACGACUUACUGUGCCUCUGACCCACAUCCAGACUCACCCUUUGUUCACCUACAACUAUGAUCCUCCCGUAUCUUCACCGAAUCCACGCAGAUCUCUUCAGUCCCCUACUAAGGCGUCUUUCGACUCUGCUUCCCCAUCCUCCAGCUACAAGCGAGGGAAGCAGAGUGACAGGCUCGACUACCAACCUACUUGUCUAAUCUGUUUGGAGUCUUUUGAAUCUAAGGUCACCAUCAUUCGUGAGCUAUCUUGUGGCCAUAUCUUCCACCCUGAAUGCAUUGAUGAAUUUUUGAGUGAGAUGAGCUCUCUAUGCCCCCUUUGCAAAGCGUCAAUGUACCCUCGAGGACACUGUCCUCCGAUUACGAACUCGAUGGUUCGAAGAGAGCUGGGCACGAGAAAGUUGAGGUCACAGCGGCCCUUUCGACCUGGUGUUCACAAUUGGUGGCACCAGUUAUCAAGUCGGCAAGGCCCCGACGAUCCAUCUUUACGGGGAUUAUCCGUUUCAACGGAACCCAGUACCUCGAUUCAGUUACAGAAGCAGCCCAGCCCUUCCGGUCCCACGAGAGAACGUAUGCGAGAGCUGAUCACGCCUAUUGAUGAAACGAACAGCGAUGAUGGGCGUCCUCAAUGGCAGCGUGCUGCACGGUCGGUAUUUCCCGGCUUUACUUGA